Stylonychia lemnae is the source of this 1293-nucleotide messenger RNA. The record is from the annotation of a GenBank genome assembly. NCBI's taxonomy places the organism in Eukaryota, Ciliophora, Spirotrichea, Sporadotrichida, Oxytrichidae.
AUGAAAUCUUUAGCAGUUUUAAUUCUACUGGCUGGUACUAUCACAAAUGUUCUAAGUGAUGAUCAACUAGGAUUUGUAUUUGAAUUAGUCAGACAUGGAGCUAGAGCUCCACUGAGAAGCUCUGAUCCUUGGAUUUUCUAAGUGCCAGUAGGUUACUUGACUCACUCGGGAAUGAGAUAAAAGCUUCUGCUUGGAAAGUAUAACAGAUUGCGCUACAUUGACUAGCUCCAGUUUAUUGAUGAGACUUAUAAUCCUAAUUAAAUAUUUGUGGAGAGUACCGAUGUUCACAGAACACUCUAGAGUGCUUACUCUGAGCUUAUGGGUUUAUAUCCUCAAGUUUAGUCAACAAUAACUCAAGGUGAGAGAGAAAGUUUGAGUUCAGGCAAAGGAAUGCCAAAAAUUAAGAUAAGAAAUCCGAAAGAUCUGAAUAAAGCUCUCUAUAAUAAAGAGGAUCUUGGAUCAACCAUUGAUGGAUAUACUCUAAUACCAGUUUAUAACUAUAUAAACACAAAUAAUGAUGAUUUCGAAUCCUGCCCUAAAGCAGAUGAUGAAAGCAGCUAUAAUUACAACAAAAACGCUGAGAAAAUUUUUGCAGACGUGUCAUCUUAUAUAGUACCUUCAAUCAGAAAAGCACUUGGGAAGUCUUAAAACAUGACUGAUGAUGAAAUUAGUAAACUUGACUUUAAAGGAUGCUAUCGAAUUUAGGACAAGAUUAAAGGCUAUACCUUCGAGGGUUACCCACAUUCAUAUUUCCUUAGUACAGAAUAAUGCUCGCUUUCUCGCAACACUUAGAAAUGGGUACUCACACUACCCUUAGGAGAUGAUGGUAGACAAUUGAGUAUGACUAAGUUAAUGCUUAAGCCUUUGAAGUAUAUGCAAGAUAGAGUUGAUAGUUUAAUUAAGAAUAGUGGAGAUACCAAGGAUAAUAAAAAUGACCUAAAGUAUGUGAUUAAUUCAGCUCAUGACGACUAAAUUUCAAAUAUGCUACUGUGGCUAAAUCCACAUAAUUAUGAUUUCAUUGAUGUGCCCUACUCCUCCAACAUUUACUUCGAACUCUUUUAUGAUAGUGAUUGUAUUACUUCGAAAAAAGAUGAAACUUGCUUUAGUGUGCAUGUUCUUCAUGAGGGAAAGCCUUUGUCAUUUGAUACCUGUUUGGAUGGAAAUAAUUAACGAGGAUCUAAAUCUUUAACUUGCAGUUAUUCUGAUUUUAAAGCACAUAUUGAAAAAAUAAAAUUCUAAGGUGAUAUUUUGUAAAAAUGUCAAGAGUAAUAUAUCCCACCAACAGCAGCUUGA